UAGCAGAUGUCGUCCGAGCAGCAAGUCUUGAUGGACACGGACGCGGAGGACCGGAGGCAGCUGCUGACGCUGUCCACGGGGCAGAGGAUGACGUUGGCGGAGUACAAGCGGAGCCACCAGCCCCGCAUGCGGGUGCCGGGGGCGCAGCCUCAGCCCCAACCUGAGGAGUCAUCGAAACCUCAGUCAGCAAAAAUGUUAAUAUUCCUACAAAAUGGUGAACAGAGACUUAUCACAUUUACACUGCCUAAAGAAAGUUGUACGCUCCAAGAGGUUUUAGAACAGGUGAAUGUUCCAGUUUCCGAAGAUACACAUGUACAAUGUCUGCAAAACACAAGCAGCGAGAUAGAUUACUUUGUGGCAGUUGGUUCUACUUCCAGAAUUGAAGACUUGCUGGAAAACAAUCCGGUAAGACUAUAA
Messenger RNA from Cydia splendana, 417 nucleotides. RefSeq lists its product as uncharacterized. The transcript has 2 exons. NCBI's taxonomy places the organism in Eukaryota, Metazoa, Arthropoda, Insecta, Lepidoptera, Tortricidae. The coding region runs from base 7 to 417 and encodes 136 amino acids. The record is from RefSeq and is a predicted model, not a curated record.